AUGAAGUUCUCCCAAGCCACUGUUUUAGCUUUUAUCGCCGGCGCCUCUUACGUCACUGAGGCCAUUCCUAUGGCCAAGAAUGUCUACCACGGCCACAAGCACGCGAAGAGAGCCAUUGCGUAUGACUACGUCUACGUCACUGUCACUGUCGAUGCUGCUGGACAUACUGUCACCUCAGCUCAGACUGUGCAGACCUCCAUCGCUACUCCAAGCGCCGCUUCUACUACCACCAUACUCAACAAGGGUGCUGUUGUGACAUCCUCCUCUUCGGCUGUGCAAGCUGUUGUUGCCUCCUCCAGUCCAGUCACCCCUGCUACGCAAUCCACCGCUGUUGCGCAAUCCACCGCUGCUGCGCAAUCCACCGCUGCUGCCCAGUCUUCUUCUGCCGGUUCUAGCUCCAACGGUAUCUCCGGUGACUUGUCCUGGUACGAAAACCCAUCCGUUGCCUUCGAAGAUGGUGUUUACUCUUGUUCCUCUUUCCCAUCCGGUCAGGGUGUGAUUGCUUUGGACCACUUGGGUUUCGGCGGUUACUCUGGUAUUUACAACACCGACACCUCCACUGGCGGUUCCUGUAAGGAAGGUUCUUAUUGUUCUUAUGCCUGCCAGCCUGGUAUGUCCAAGACUCAAUGGCCAAGCAACCAACCAGGCAAUGGUGUCUCAGUUGGUGGUUUGUUGUGUAAGAACGGUCUCUUGUACAAGACCAACCUGGACUCCGACUACUUGUGUGAAUGGGGUGUUGACGUUGCUUAUGCCGUUAACAAGAUGUCUUCUAACGUCGCUAUUUGCAGAACCGACUACCCAGGUACCGAGAACAUGGUUAUCCCAACCAACGUUGAAGGCGGCUCUAAGUUGCCAUUGACCACCGUCAACCAAGAAACCUACUAUACCUGGAGAGGUGGUAAGACCUCUGCCCAGUACUACGUUAACAACGCCGGUAUCUCUUGGGAGGAUGGCUGUGUCUGGGGUGAUUAUGGCACUACUAUUGGUAACUGGGCCCCAUUGGUUAUGGGUGCCGGUUCUGACAACGGUAUCGCUUACUUAUCCUUGAUCAUGAACCCAAACAACGUUGAACCUGCCAACUUCCAGGUUGAAAUCAUCGCCCUCGACGACUCUUCCACUGUCACCGGACAAUGUGUCUACGCCAAUGGUAAGUUUAACGGCGACGGUACUGACGGUUGUACCGUCGGUGUUACCUCUGGUAAGGCCCAAUUUGUCUUCUCCUCCCUCUAG
This is a messenger RNA of Babjeviella inositovora NRRL Y-12698, 1230 nucleotides long. RefSeq lists its product as uncharacterized. The record is from RefSeq and is a predicted model, not a curated record. The transcript has a single exon. NCBI's taxonomy places the organism in Eukaryota, Fungi, Ascomycota, Pichiomycetes, Serinales. Bases 1 to 1230 code for a protein of 409 amino acids. Gene Ontology annotation, biological process: fungal-type cell wall organization. Gene Ontology annotation, cellular component: fungal-type cell wall; cell surface.